This is a messenger RNA of Necator americanus (New World hookworm), 1035 nucleotides long. RefSeq lists its product as uncharacterized. The transcript has a single exon. NCBI's taxonomy places the organism in Eukaryota, Metazoa, Nematoda, Chromadorea, Rhabditida, Ancylostomatidae. Bases 1 to 1035 code for a protein of 344 amino acids. The record is from RefSeq and is a predicted model, not a curated record.
AUGCAGGGAGACACUUUGAACCCGCUGCUAUUCUGUCUAGCCAUUGCUCCUGUCUCUUACUGGAUUCAACGCCACACAAUGCCAUACACAACAAAAACAAGGAACCGUACCAACGGGGCCCUCCAGGUCGAACAUAUCCUCUACAUGGACGACCUGAAAAUUUACUCACCUAACAAGGAUGAUAUGACGCUAGCGAGGCGAGGAAUCCAAGACAUGUUUGGAUCACUAGGGCUGGAACUCAACACACGAAAGUGCGCUUCACGUAGUCUAAACUGCGCUUCCUCCGGGCAAGUGCAAUUGGACAAUAUUCCAAUUCUUGGAGGAGCAAAAGAGUUGCAUAAGUAUUUGGGUGCUGAGCAGAACAGCUUAGUCCGCGUCGGGGAAUUAUUUGACAGAGUGGUGAGUGCAGCGAUGGAGACCGCUAAGCGACUUCAGCGACCUGACGGUUCGCCAGAAAGUCAGGUCCAGAAAGAGCUGUUCUCCAGCGACCUGACGGUUCGCCAGAAAGUCAAUGGGUUCAACCAAAUAGUGAUCCCAAAGCUUAAAUACGCCAUCUCGUGUGUCAUUUUUGGAGCCGGCAAACUAAGUACGCUCAAAAAACGUGCAAACAGAUUUGACGCGAAGGUCCGCAAGGUUAUCGAAGAGUCUCAUUUGAGAUUCCGAAGCAACUGCGCGGCAAGGCUGUAUGUAGACAAGGAGUCAGGAGGACUCGGACUGAAGUCAGUGGAAAAUGAGCUAGAGAUUAGCAUCGCGUAUUCGUGGUGCUAUCUAGCAACGAGCACCGACCUCCUGGUCUCAUACGAGUUGGCUGAGUGGUUUCAUGCGAGCAAUAAACGAUCAAUAAUUUCGGACUUCCAGAAGGUACUUGUUACCAAUGGACUCGAACGAAGAGUGUCAAGAGCGAUUCUAACGAGUCGUCGUGGACAGCAAAACGUACUUCAACGCAACUGGGGCCGCGCGAGCGAUCUCUGCGCUGAUCCGAACCAGGUGGGCUCAGCACCAAUUACUGGCUUGAAGAAGCAAAGAAGUAGCUAG